Molecule: messenger RNA, 2495 nt
Organism: Anoplophora glabripennis (Asian longhorned beetle)
Lineage: Eukaryota; Metazoa; Arthropoda; Insecta; Coleoptera; Cerambycidae
Gene: Vps53
Product: vacuolar protein sorting-associated protein 53 homolog
Exons: 8
Coding region: 58-2445 (795 amino acids)
Biological process (GO): retrograde transport, endosome to Golgi
Cellular component (GO): GARP complex
Source: RefSeq, a predicted model, not a curated record
GACAACAAGAAACAAAAAUAUUUUUUAAUUUUGUGGUUUUUAAUAACAUUGUAAAAAAUGGACAAUUCACCUGUUGAAGAAGACGUUUUAGAUGAAGAUAACCAUGAUUUAUUUAUAAACUUUCCACCAGACGUUCAAAAAGCUAUUGAAGAAGUCCUGCCUAGUAAAGAUCCCUUAGAUGAACCAGAUUUUAACAGUAUUGAUUACAUUAAUUCGCUUUUUCCCACAGAACAGUCACUCUCAAACAUAGAUGAAAUAGUACUAAAAAUGGAAAAUAAAAUAAAUUCCAUAGAUAACGAAAUAAGCACAGUUGUUCGUGGUCAAAUAGCAGCGAGUCAAGAUGGAAGACAAGCACUCGACGAAGCUCAGAAAGUUAUAAAACAGUUAUUUAUUCAUAUUAAGGACAUAAAGGAACGCGCAGAGAAAUCUGAGGAAAUGGUUCGUGAAAUAACAAGAGACAUAAAACAACUGGAUUGCGCUAAACGGAACUUAACUUUAGCGAUAACUACAUUGAAUCAUCUGCAUAUGUUAGUAGGAGGUGUAGAUACUUUAAAGUCUCUUACGCAGAAGAGGCUGUACGGAGAAAUUGCUUUACCAUUGCAAGCUAUAAGUGAGGUUAUGACACAUUUUGAAAAUUAUUCCGAUAUUCCACAAAUAAAAAACUUGAGCGAUCAAGUGAAGUCGAUACACGUUGAACUGGCCGAACAGAUUACUCAUGAUUUCAAAGAGGCAUUUUCAGGAACUAAUACAAGGAACAUGAUACCAAAUAAACAGCUUGCUCAGGCUUGCUUGGUGGUAUCUAUUUUAGACCCAAAAGUAAAGAGGGAGCUGCUUAAAUGGUUCGUAAACUUGCAACUGCAAGAGUAUAAUCAUUUAUUCCAAGAAACCGAAGAUACAGCGUGGUUGGAUAAAAUCGAUAAACGUUACGCUUGGAUAAAGAGGCACUUAUUGGAAUUUGAAGAUCGCUUAGGUAAUAUGUUUCCACAAAACUGGGAAGUUUCUGAGAGAAUUGCAGUUCAAUUCUGCCACAAUACUAGAGAAGAACUCUCGAAAAUAAUGUCGAAGAGAAAAAAUGAAAUCGAUGUGAAGUUAUUAUUGUACGCUAUACAGAAAACAGCAGGUUUCGAAAACCUUUUAUCUAGAAGAUUUACAGGCGUGACUAUAAGCGAAUUUAAUGAAAAUGUACAAAAAAAUGUUGGCAUGGAAAAGGGACAGGGUGAUAUUAGAGAGGAAGGAGGCGAAAAUGAUUUGAAUUCUUCUCCGUUCCACGGAUUAAUAGGCAGGUGUUUCAUCCCACAUUUAGAAAUUUACAUCGAAAGUGUAGAUCGGAACCUGUUGGACUUAAUUGAACGAUUUAUAGUAGACCAGAAACAGAGUAAACCGACAGAGGCCACAGACACUCAAGCCGCUAUCUUACCGAGCUGUCCGGACUUGUUUGUUUUCUACAAAAAGAGUAUGAUCCAGUGCAAUCAGUUAGACCGGGGCCAAACGAUGUUGAGUUUAACAAGAACGUUUCAGAAAUACUUACAUGAAUAUUCUGAGAAACUCCUCCUGAAUAACUUACCAAAAAUCGAAUCGCAGUCCUUAGGAAGCUCUGUCCAAAAUUUCACCAAAGAUUUACAAAAAAUGUCGACGUCGGGGUUGAUACAGAAUUUUUCGUCGCUUUUGAAGGAAGGGGAAGUUACAAGGUUUACGAAGGAAGAACAAACGAGGAUAUGCUGUAUCCUAACCACAGCCGAAUAUUGUUUGGAGACGACGCAGCAACUUGGUGAUAAACUUAAGGAGAAGAUUGACCCCACACUGGCCGAUCAAAUUGAUUUGUCAAAGGAGCAAGAUAAUUUCCACAAAGUAAUAUCGAACUGUAUACAGAUAUUAGUUCAGGAUUUGGAAAACGCAUGUGAACCGGCGUUAACGGCGAUGAGCAAGAUCCAGUGGCAAAACGUAGACACAGUGGGAGAUCAGAGUCCGUACAUUACGGCCAUUACAACCCACUUGAAAACGACCGUUCCCAUAAUCCGAGAAAACUUAUCACAGUCUCGGAAGUAUUUCACGCAGUUCUGCAUAAAAUUCGCUAAUAGUUUCAUUCCGAAAUUCAUCCAGAACAUUUACAAGUGCAAACCGAUCAAUACGGAAGGAGCAGAACAGCUCCUUUUGGACACUCACAUGUUGAAAACGGUUCUGUUAAACUUGCCGUCCAUUUCGUCGCAAAUUAACCGACAGGCUCCGGCCGCUUACUCCAAGGUCGUCACGAAAGGCAUGACGAAAGCAGAAAUGAUACUCAAGGUAGUGAUGACGCCCCUCGAUCCGCCCAAGAACUUUGUCGAGCAGUACAAGAAGUUGCUGCCGGAGUGUCAGCUGACUGAAUUCUAUAAGAUACUGGAGAUGAAGAGCGUCAAGAGGCAGGAGCAGACUGUGUUAGUGGACGUUUUUAAAAAUUAUAAGUAGUUCUUUUUCGUGGUGCUAUAAAUUUGUUUUGAAUUUUUGCGAAUUAUUGU